This is a messenger RNA of Leptinotarsa decemlineata (Colorado potato beetle), 889 nucleotides long. Its product is annotated as protein THEM6. Lineage: Eukaryota; Metazoa; Arthropoda; Insecta; Coleoptera; Chrysomelidae. The record is from RefSeq and is a predicted model, not a curated record.
UACCUCCGAAGUCGAUAACGUUUUAUUAAACAGUUGCUUACUUUCCAUACAUUGAAUAUAGUGUUCAAUUUCUGGCUUAUGAUAGCUGAAAUAUCUAUGAAAGAUCAUGGGUUUGGAUAGUCAUUGUCUUGUGUGUUACUCUUCGAUAGUGACAGGAAUUGCGCUACUAUACAUAUUUUUCGAUGUAAAUUAUUUUCUGAGGUGCCUUUUUACCAUAGGCUGGGGAAGACUGUUCCAGAAAAAUAAAAAACCUGAUGAAACGACUGAAGUAUAUGGCAUCUGUACUUCUCAAGAUUUGGACAUCAUGUUCAAACACAUGAACAAUGCGAGAUAUGUUAGAGAGCUCGACUUCGCCAGGUUUCAUUUUUAUGAUAGGACUGGAUUGUACCAAGAGAUAAAAAAGAAUAAAGCCCAUGUUCUGCAAACUGCGUCCAAUGUUCGGUACAGGAGAACUAUUCCACUAUUCAACACUUAUAAAAUUACAACUAAGAUAGUAUCUUGGGACGAGAAAACCCUUUUCCUAGAACAGCAGUUCAUCACAACCCACGAUGGAUUCAUUCGAGCUGUCGUUCUCAGUAAACAGACCACUCUCAAUUUCAACGUAGCUGAAAUUAUGGCUAAGCUGACAGGAAAAGACGUUUCCUACAGACCUACCCCACCCGAAGAGCUACAAGACUGGUUAUCAUCUAUGGAGAAAAGCAGUAACCGAAUGAGGAAAAGAGAUUAAAUGAAUAUAAAUUUUAUAUUUGACUGAAAUGUUAUUCAGUGGUGUACAUCAUUUAUAAUAUUUUGAGAGUAUAUUAGGCGGUAACGGCCAUGAAAACUGUCAAUUGUCAAUUGUGUUGUUGUGUUGUUUGUUGUUUUCAAUAUUAAUAUUUUUCCACAAAUA